Molecule: messenger RNA, 576 nt
Organism: Centruroides sculpturatus (bark scorpion)
Lineage: Eukaryota; Metazoa; Arthropoda; Arachnida; Scorpiones; Buthidae
Exons: 5
Coding region: 51-443 (130 amino acids)
Source: RefSeq, a predicted model, not a curated record
UAGAGUCAUAAUAAUUGUAAGCGACAUUAAAACCUUGUAUAUAAGAUUAAAUGAACAUGAAUAAAUUUGGAUUGUUUAUAUUUUUCUCUAUAAUUUCUUUAUUUGAAUGUUCAUUUUUUAUUUUAAAUCCCAAUAGUUGCGCUUUAUUCUACAAUGAAAUGAAAGAUUUUACCGAAUGUUUAAGAAACGAACUUUCUUCAAAGCCUGCAAACGCUUUUACACAAUUAUUGGAUUGCAUAGAAGAAAAUCACAGAGAAGAAAGCGAAAUAUUUUUAAUAAAAUUUUAUCUUUGCGAGAAAAGCGAAUUAAUUACUAGAGAGAUAAUGCAAUGCUUAAUAAGAAAUGGAAAUCUUGAGAAAGUUCGAAAUACUUUAUCAGAUUAUCAACUGGAGCUUUAUGAUUCUUCAACUGCGUGCUAUCGGGCUUUAACAGGAAAGAAAUGAAAAUUUUGCAUACAUUCGAUUAACUACACAUUCGAUUUCAAUGUUAUUUGAAUUAAGAUUAAUAUACAUAUAUAGGCCUAUAUUUUAUAUAAAUAAAUUUAAAUUGUUUACGAUGUUAUGAUGAAAUUUAAAU